UCUCUCCCCACCAGCAUGAAAAAGCGUGAGGGUGGCGGCUUUAAGGUGGGCGGGGCGGGGGUGGUGCGGGUGGAGGAGGGGGAGGGGGAUCGGAAUGUGGUGGUAGUGAGGAAUCCCUUGCUGGUGCCCCUGUCCCUGCUGGAGGUCCUGCUCACGGCCGCCCUCUGUGGCCUCAACUACUGCUUCAGAUAUGAACCGGGACUUCGGGAGGACUCAAGCAUGACCAACUGGGAAGGGGUGAGGUUAUCCUGCGCUGACCUGCCUCACUUGUCCUUCCCGUACGUGAGGGAGGGAAACAACACCUCCAGCGCCUCCUUCCAGCUGCCAGAGGGCGUUUUCUACUCCUGUGCCAUUGUGGUCCCCUGCUGCCUGGUGCUGAUAGCGGAGACUGUAAGGUGUCAGUUUCCAUCAAGGCGGAUAAAACACGUGGAAAGCUGCAAUAUUACCUUCCUUAUGGCCGUGCGUCGCAUCCUCCGCUUCUUACUCACCUUUAUUAUGGGUGGGGCGGCAACUGGUCUCCUGGUGGCGGUGACGAAGCUGGCGGUGGUGGCUCCAAGACCUUAUCUGUUGGAGGUGUGCGGUUCUAUGGGGCCGGAGGAAGUGUGCACGGUGGGGGACUACACCUGGUCGCCCGAAGAGGUGUGUGAGGGAAGCAAUGAGGAGUUACAUGAAGCACUGAGAGCCUUCCCGUCCUACCACGCCGCCCUCGCCGCCUACAGUGGCGUGUGGGCGUGGGUGUAUAUUGGCGCAGCGGGACGUGUGCCGGGCGUGUAUGGCGGACAGCUGGUGGCGGCGGGCAGCGUGGUGGCAAUGAUGCUGCUUGGCGCCACCCACGGCCUGCGCACCUACACCAGCUCCCUCCUUGACGUGACUGCAGGAGUGGCAAUAGGAACUGUGGCUGCCUUGUUUGUGGUGUACGGGCUGACCAACGGGUUCAAGGAGCGUAAAUGGAGGACGAGACUGCUAAUUGAGAAGGGACGAGUCGGAAAUGGCAAUCUUCUUCCUCUUAAACCUCUUGGUGGAUCUCCGAAUUUGAAGGCAUCGCAGAAGUAUAAGGAGCUGGAGCUUGGCGAGAUGGAGAGCUCCGAUUCAGAGACCUCAGAGGAAGGAAGCUUACGUGGGCUCUUCAUCGACUCCUUCCCCAUCAUCCCCAGGGCCACCACUCUCCCCAGCAGGGCAGUGAACCGAAGGACCUCCGCCACCCCCAACCACGCCCGCGCCCCAGCACAGGCCGUCAACCCCAGACUACAGCCUUACAGCGCCGCCCCUGAGCCGUCACCACCACCACCACCACCACCACCACCGCCACCACCCCCACCACCACCACCACCACCACCACCUGCACCGAUUCUGUCCACCCCCUCUGGCCCUCCCCCGAGCUACUCCCGCCGUGAGCGCCUCGACCCCUGGACUACUGAUAGCCAAUAUAAUAUUCCUAGACAAAGGUACUCAGCCCCCGCCCCGACUCCUCGCGCCCCAGCAUACGAACCCUCGCCCCGUCCACAGCCCCACAGGACGCUCCAGCCCCUGUCCACCUACUCCCCCAGGCGCACCUACAGUGGUCAACCUCGUGUCCUGGCGGAAACCUCAUCCUACUUCUGAAGAGCUGGUUCCUCUCGUCUGUAGAUCAUUCUAGUCUAUUUUUCUUUCUUUUUCUUUUUUCUUUUUUUUUCGUUCUUUUUCUUCUUUUUUCUAUUUUUCUUCAUUUUAUUUCAUUCUUACCUUCUCUUAUUUUUUUUAUCCUCGUAUAAAUCAUUGUAGUCUAUUUUUUGCUUUUCUUUCUUUUCUUUUCUUUUUUCAGUUUUAUCCUUCAUUUUUUCUCAUUUUUAUGUACUCUUCUUCAUUUUAUUUAAUUCAUCUUUCACUCCUUCAUUUCUCUCCUCUCACCUUUCCUUAUUUUUUUCGUCUUUGUGUAGAUCAUUCUAGUUAAUUUUUUCUCUUUUUUUCUGAUUUCCUUUCCUCGUUUUUUUUUCUUUUCUCCAUUUUUUUCUUCUUUUCAUACUCUUCUUCAUUUCAUUUAAUUCAUCCUUCACUCCUUCAUUCCUCUUCUCUUUCCUUCCCUUAUUUUUUUUUAUCCUCGUGUAUAUCAUUGUAAUCUGUUUUCUGUGCUUUCCUUUUUCUUUUUCUCUUUUCCUUUUUUUACUUUUCUUCAUAUUAUUUAAUUCAUCCUCCAAUCCUUCAUUCCUAACCCUUUUACUUUCCCUUAUUUUUCUCAUUUUUUCUUCCUUCUCACAUCAAUAUUCUCAUACAAAUACUAUUCUCUAUUCCUCUAUUCCCUUCUUCACUUCUCCUUCUCUUCCUCUCAUCACACUCAUCUCACACACUUCACAGACCUUGACUCUAGACUUUCCCCUUCUCCUCUUCCUCCUCUUCCUCCUCCUCCUCCUCCUCCUCCUCCUCUUUCUCACUCUCAUUCUCUCAUCGCCUCCUCUCACCCACCCCCCGCUGCAUUCUCUUCCCCAAGGGUGUGGCCUGCGUCAGGAGAGGUAUACGCCACACCAGGACCUGCUAUUCCCCACCCAUCACUUCUCCACACUCCCCACACCUUCACUCCCCAGCUCCCUUGCCAGUCGCCUCUCACUCGCUCCCCCAGCUUCCAGUCCCUUAAGGUAGCAGUACUGUUACUCUGGCCUUCCUGGAGUUUACUGGAGUUGUGUGUUCUGGUACACACACACACACACACACACACACACACACAUACACGCACACACAGUAAUGGUAAUGCUGAUGUACUUGUCUCAUAGUGUGUGUAUAUAGCGCUAUGAGUAAAAAGUUUAUGUAUGGAGUGUUUUGAGACGUGGCAGUAUGAUUGGUGAAUAUAUGUGAUUGUUUUGUUAAUAAAGAAUUUGUUGGUUAA
Molecule: messenger RNA, 2857 nt
Organism: Portunus trituberculatus (swimming crab)
Lineage: Eukaryota; Metazoa; Arthropoda; Malacostraca; Decapoda; Portunidae
Product: phospholipid phosphatase-related protein type 2-like
Exons: 9
Coding region: 16-1602 (528 amino acids)
Biological process (GO): phospholipid dephosphorylation; signal transduction; phospholipid metabolic process
Molecular function (GO): phosphatidate phosphatase activity
Source: RefSeq, a predicted model, not a curated record